Molecule: messenger RNA, 825 nt
Organism: Vanderwaltozyma polyspora DSM 70294
Lineage: Eukaryota; Fungi; Ascomycota; Saccharomycetes; Saccharomycetales; Saccharomycetaceae
Gene: SIC1
Product: cyclin-dependent protein serine/threonine kinase inhibiting protein SIC1
Exons: 1
Coding region: 1-825 (274 amino acids)
Source: RefSeq, a predicted model, not a curated record
AUGGAUGAUACAAGUUUGAAUCCUGCCACACCCCCAAGGUCGAGAGGUGUGUCGAAAAUGUCAACCGAAAUGAUAUAUGAAGAUUCCUAUAUAGAGACUUCAAGUGAAGAUAUUUCGUUUUCAACUCCGAGGAAGCCAUCGCAGAUGGCAGCUCCAGUGACUCCUUCCACAACUAAACAAUUUAAGCAUGUACCUCUAUUGGCACCACCAUCAAUUACAAAAAAUUCGAAUAAAGGUUUAAAAUCUCCUGCAUAUACUCCUAACCGUCGUAGUUCAAUAACGACUAAGAGAUCUUUACCUUUGGUCGAGCUCCCUGAAGUGGAUUCAAAAACUUUAAGGUCUCACCAAUCGAAUAAUUUAAUAUUUAAUGAUCAUAAUAACGUUUUCCUAUCGAACAAUCGUAAAAACCUGUUCAAUAAACUAGCAGUAGAAGAGGAUGAACAGUUUGAAAGGGAAGUUAAAUCCAUGAAAACAGUACCUGGUACUCCAAGCCAUAAAAUAACGACUUUUGAAAUGGCUAGACAAUGGCAUGAUGAAAGAUAUUUAGAAGACCAAUCAGACGAUGACAACGAAAUACUUAUAUCUAAGAAUAGUUCAGUAAAUCCAUUCUUCUCGGAUUCUAUUCCAACUCAAGAAGAGUUAUACAGUAGGAAACAAACUCUCAUAUCAGAAAAUCCAGAUAUUGAAAACUCAAUUACAUAUUUAAACAAAAAGGGAGAAGUGAUAGAGAAGAGAAUGCUGACGCCUGAAGAAAAGGAUAGAUUUAAACCUAAAAGAUUAUUUGCUGAGGAAUUGGAUAAAUUAAGAGAUGAAGACAAAAAUUAA